Messenger RNA from Impatiens glandulifera, 1085 nucleotides. RefSeq names its product ankyrin repeat and SAM domain-containing protein 6. The transcript has 6 exons. Bases 167 to 787 code for a protein of 206 amino acids. The record is from RefSeq and is a predicted model, not a curated record. Gene Ontology annotation, molecular function: protein binding. Lineage: Eukaryota; Viridiplantae; Streptophyta; Magnoliopsida; Ericales; Balsaminaceae.
UGGUUGAUGUCCCGAUUUCCCCCUUAGUUUUCUUCAGCCCUCACAAAUCCUCUAUCGAAGUGGGCAAAGUGCUUCUUCUUCUUCUUCUCUUUACCAAUUGAUUGCAUAAAGGAUUUAUAUCAGUACUAGGGUUUUGAAGCAUCGUUUCUGCAUUCGACUUAUCCCGAUGUAUGCUGAUCGUGUGGAAGCUGGAGGGAAGAGGUCUAUAAGGGACCGUCUCAAUGGAAACACAGUCGAAGUAUCCGCUCGGAGGCAAAUUACUGGAAAAAGGCAAAGGUCGGAUGAUGAUGACAAGUGGGAACAUGAUCUUUACAAGGAUAAUGAGCCACAAGUUUCAAACCGUAAUGUUGGCUCAAAAGAUCUUCGUUUGAAGCUUCAGAGGAAAGCAAAUCAAGGUGCAAAUGGAUCUCAUUCAGGCACCAGGGAUUUGCGAGAGAAGCUCUCUGGUGUCACCUAUCAACAGACAGUUAAGGAUGAUAUUCAAAAGCCAAAGACAGUAGUUCCCCAGGUCAAAAAACCUGCACAAAAGGGUGUCAUUGUAGAAAACCCUGAGCCAGAGACCAAGAGAGUUGCUAGCACAGCUCAAAAGAAAAAGUCCUAUCAAAAGACUGAAUCUGUUGAUAGCUUCCUGCAGUCACUGGGACUUGAAAAGUACUCCAUUGCAUUCCUAGCAGAGGAAGUUGAUAUGACUGCUCUUAUGCACAUGACUGAUGCUGAUCUGAAAGCUGUAGGAGUACCAAUGGGCCCAAGAAAGAAGAUACUUUCAGCGCUGGAAUCCAAAGGUUGAUUGACAUUGAGUGAAAAUGAAGUUUGCUUUGUUGUUUGAAUCCCAAAGUCGCUUUUAACGUAGAAUUUGCAACACAAUAUACAUUUGUGUUUUUUUUCUUGUAUGAGGAGAGAUACUUUAAUGUGUUCUUUUUUUGCAUAAUCUCAGUUAUACUGUCGCUCUCAUCAAUUAUGUAUCAUUUUUCUACUAGGACGAUGACGGGACUAAAUUAGUAGAACAUUAAAUAUGAAUGAACGUUAUUGUAUGACAAUUAUAGAACUCAAUUAUUAUUGUUUAUUUUAUUGGUAUCUUUAUUACU